Messenger RNA from Maudiozyma barnettii, 2826 nucleotides. It is a transcript of the gene SFI1, whose product is annotated as Sfi1p. The transcript has a single exon. Lineage: Eukaryota; Fungi; Ascomycota; Saccharomycetes; Saccharomycetales; Saccharomycetaceae. The record is from RefSeq and is a predicted model, not a curated record. Bases 1 to 2826 code for a protein of 941 amino acids.
AUGAUUGAUGAUUCUACAGAGGAAUUGUUAAAAGGAAGUAUAAGCAGGAGAAAUAGUGUCGAUAAUCGUAAUCAUCAGUAUCAUGAUGAUAUAGACAAGAAAGAGGGAUUCUCUACAACUGCAUUAUUGAUGAAUCGGUCACAUAUAGAUAGAGAUGCUGUUCAUACCCCUGAAUAUAAUUAUAAUUCAAGUGAUGAUGAAGAUUGGGGUAAAAAGCAGAAAGAGGAUGAUGAUGAUGAUGAUGAUGAUGAUGAUGACGAUAUUUGUAAUAAAUUUCAAUUUGUUCAUUUAUCUGAUCAUAGUGAUAUUAACAAUAACACAAAUAUAGGUAUGAAAGAAAGUCAAUAUAAUAGUGUAUUAAACGGUCUCUUUAAAGACAUUUCUGAAUUUCUAACUAAAAAUGAAAUGUCUCAAUCAUUUCUUAUUGCUUUAAAGUUAUAUAUAUCUCAUUUGGUCAAUGAAGGAGUCGAUCCAUUGAAAGAUGAAUACAUUUUGAAUUUAAAUACAGAAUUAAUUAAUAAUCAUGGUUUGAUGACAUCACAAUUAGAAAUUUUAAUCUCAUAUUUCUUAUUAAAUCCACAAAAUUUAUUAAUGAAAUUAACACAUUUUGAAAUGAAUUCAAAUUAUCAUCUUUUGAAAAAAAAAUUCUUAAAAUGGAGAAUCUCUUCAAAUACUUCAAUUUAUCAACAAAAAUUAAUAGAGUUAUAUGAAAAUUAUAUUAAGAAUAAAUUUCUUAAUCAUUGGUCAAAAAAAUAUGAUCAAAUUGUUACAAUUGAUAACGAAAGAGCUAUAGAUGCUAAUAUAUUUAGAUUGAAAGCAUUUGCAUUCGAUAAACUCUUAUACAAAUAUGAUUCUAUUGAUAAAAUGGAACAUUUGGCAAAUACUCAAUUUCUUAAUCAUAUUUUCCAAAAUUUUAAGGAUAAACAAAAAAAAUUAAAUGGAAAAUUCAUUGAUUUCAAUCAUUCGAAGGACUCACAAUUAACUAAACUAUAUUGGAAUAGAUGGAAAUUAAACCAAAAGUUGAUUGAAUGCCAUUCGAUACCAACAAAACGUCAUGUCUUGAAAUCAUGGUCUCAAAGGUUACAAACAUUCCAAAAAAUGGUAAAUACUUCUGAUGUUGCAAGAUCUGAUCAAUUGUUAUACAGCACGUUUAAUAAAUGGAAAUUGGUAACCCAAAGAAGAUCCGAAAAAGUUGUAGGAUUAUAUAACACUGAAGGUCAUAUCCUUAAAUUGAAAUAUUUGUCAAACAUGGUUAAACAAUACAAUUUAAUUCAAACUGAAAGCAAUUUUAUAUUGAAAAGAAAAUCGAUGAUUAUUAAAUAUUAUCUUUCAAAAUUUUGGAAACAAAAAUUUCAAAAUAUGUUACAUUUCCAUUCUUUUACACAAAUAAAAGAGGAUAUAUUAAAAAAAAAAUAUUUUAAUAUCCUUAAGAAGAAAUUAUUCCUAAAUUUAAAUUCAUCAAAUUUUGAAAUUGAUGCACUAACUAAAAAAUAUUUGAAUAAAUGGAGAGUAAAUCAUUAUAAAAGAAAAAGACUUGCAGAAAAAAAUACGACUUUAUUGAAAUCAACAUUCAUACUUUGGGAACAGAAGUUUAUUCGCCAGACAAAUUAUAAGAAAUAUGAGCAUCAUUCAAUCCUUCGAAAUUUUUUCAAUAGAUGGAAACAAACAACCCAGAUACAUUUAGAUGAUAUUUCUGUUAGUGAAACUUUCCAAAGACAAUGGCAAGAACAGAGAUUAGUAACUGUUUGGACUAAAAGAGUAGAGUUGAAUAACAACAUUAAGAUUACGGCCGAUUUAUUUAGGGAUUUGCAAUUGUUCACCAUGAUUGUGAAGAGUUACAAUAAUGUAAGGUCUAAAAGACUUCAUUUUGAUACUAUAAAUAAUAAACCAAUAGAAAUUCAUGUGUUGAAUAGGGUAUUUGCUAAAUGGAAAUUGCUUGCUGAAGAAAAGAAAACGUUACAGUUAGCUGCUACUUUAAAGACAUUCCAAAAAUAUAAACAUGAAAGACUACAAAAAAAAUACAUUUCAAUAUUUAAGAAAAAGUAUACAAUAAUUGGUAAACAGUAUAUUAAGAGCGCUCUAACUUUGGAGAAAAGACAUAGGAGUCAAUUCUUCUUCAAGUGUAUAAUCAAAAAAUUCGAAAAAUUCGAACGUCAGUUAGAUAUGGCAUCGAAUAUUAACGAGGAUCAUUUACUUCAAGAAUUUAUGUUAUUUUGGAUAGGAAGGUAUAAUAAAAAUGAGGAGUUGGAUACAUUAUCUUUACGUUACAUUGAUGAACGAAACAUCGACAUAUUAUCCUCAUAUGUAAGUCAAUGGAGUAUGCAACUUUUGAAAAGGACAAGAAAUAACGAAUCUGUUCAAGUAUUUCGAAAAAGAUGGGAUAGAGCCACCAUUAGAGGUUUACUGAUGUUAUGGAAGGAGAAAUAUGAAGAAAGGCAAUCCCCCAGAAAGACCGAUAAAAUUGUUCAAGAUAUUGAACAAGGAACACAAACUCCUCUAAGAAUCCCUCCACAAAACCAGGAUACUAUUCGUGGAUCUUCAAAAGUUAGAAAGUAUAAGAUGGAUGCAAGAAUUAGCCAUUAUAGGAGAGCAGGUAAACCAAUUCCUAGUCCUGUAAAAGAUGAAGUAGAUGAAUUUAGAGGAUCUUUAAAUACUAUAUCCCCUGUGAGGGCAGCACGAUUAGACUUUAAAAAUAUGGCAGUUCUGAGACCUAAUCAAUCUAGCUACAGUUCGUCGAGACUCAGUCCCAGGAGAGGUGAUCCGGACAGUUAUAAUGAAGAGGGAUACUUGAAUGGGUCCCCAAGAAACAAGACUUUUAAAACAUAA